Molecule: messenger RNA, 1827 nt
Organism: Oncorhynchus kisutch (coho salmon)
Lineage: Eukaryota; Metazoa; Chordata; Actinopteri; Salmoniformes; Salmonidae
Gene: ero1a
Product: endoplasmic reticulum oxidoreductase 1 alpha
Exons: 17
Coding region: 362-1825 (487 amino acids)
Biological process (GO): protein folding in endoplasmic reticulum
Cellular component (GO): endoplasmic reticulum; endoplasmic reticulum membrane
Molecular function (GO): protein-disulfide reductase activity; thiol oxidase activity; FAD binding
Source: RefSeq, a predicted model, not a curated record
AAUGCUAAAAGCGUCUACCAAACGCUGUCAAUUGCUCAUAACAGAGCGGAAGAGGCGAAGUGAGAUAUUUAAUUCUAGCCAAAAUCAACCCAAUGCGUUUCUAAUGGGCUUAUUUUUGGAACUUAACUUGUAGUGUGCCUUUCAGCCUUUGGGACAAUGACUCUCAUUGUUAGGGCGGAGACAUGAGCGUCUCGUCAUUAUAUAAAACAUAUCUGCUUAUGAGCAUGGGAUAAAUCUCUUGAUGAAUCAUACAUACCCUUACCUCGGUGUGACUGGAGCAUUUUCCUCCGAAUUAAAAGGCAACGUUUGGCUUCAAUCUCUUAACUUUUAAAAGUGUUGAAUUACAACUAUUUGCAACCAAAUGAAGCGGUAUGUUUUUCUGGGUGUUCUUUCGAUGUAUUACCUCCAGGUGUCAAGCUCGAGCUCUGCCGCGCACGGGUGUUUCUGCCAGGUGACCGGUAGCUUGGAUGACUGCGCUUGUGAUGUGGAGACAAUUGAUGCCUUCAACAAUGAGCGACUCUUCCCCAAACUUCAGAAGCUGCUUGAGUCCGACUAUUUCAGGUUUUAUAAGGUGAACCUGAAUAAGCCAUGUCCAUUCUGGACAGACAGUGGCCUCUGUGGGCAAAAUAACUGUGCCGUGAUCCCAUGUCCACCAAAUGAGGUUCCAGAGGGAAUCAAAACAAAUGGCCAUCACAAUAAGUACUCGGCUGAAGCAAACAACCAGGAGUGUGAGAAGGCUGAGACGCUUGGAGCAGUGGACAGCUCCCUCAGUAAGGAGACCAGACAGGCCCUCCUGGAAUGGAACAAGCAUGAUGACGAGGCAGAGCGAUUCUGUGUGAUUGAUGAUGAGGAGUCUCCUGAUUCCCAGUACGUGGAUCUACUGCUAAAUCCAGAGCGCUUCACUGGAUACAAGGGGCACGAGGCCUGGCAAAUCUGGAACAGCAUCUAUGAGGAGAACUGCUUCAAACCAUACACUGUGAAGCGACCUCUAAAUCCUAUGGCAUCUUACAGUGGAACUGACGGGAAGACAUUUUACAGUUGGCUGGAUGGCCAGUGUGUGGAAAAGAGGGCUUUCUUUAGGCUCGUCUCUGGGCUCCACUCUAGCAUCAACAUACACCUGAGUGCCCGGUACCUCCUAGAUGACAACUGGUUCCAGAAGAAGUGGGGUCACAAUGUCUCUGAGUUCCAACAACGUUUCGAUGCCCAGCUGACCAACGGCGAGGGCCCAAAGAGGCUGCGCAACCUCUACUUCCUCUACCUGAUCGAGCUGCGUGCCCUGGCCAAAGUCCUGCCUCUUCUCCAGCGCCCCUCCUUCCAGCUGUACACUGGCCAAUCCACCCAGGACCGACAACACAAACGCGUGCUCCUAGAGCUCCUCCAGGUGGCCAAGUCUUUCCCUUUGCACUUUGACGAGACGUCUCUGUUUGCUGGGAAUAAGGAGGAAGCUGCCAAUCUCAAGGAGGAUUUCAGGCUGACCUUCCGCAACAUCUCCAGGAUCAUGGACUGUGUGGGCUGCUUUAAGUGCAGGCUCUGGGGCAAACUACAGACUCAGGGGUUAGGCACAGCCCUGAAGAUCUUGUUUUCCGAGCGACAGAUCGAGGCUCUGCCCAAAUCCAGCAGCGCCCGGCUCACUUUCCAGCUCAGUCGCCAAGAGAUAGUGUCUCUCCUCAAUGCCUUUGGAAGGAUUUCAACCAGCAUCAGAGAGUUGGAGAACUUCCGAUCACUGCUGUCUAAGAUGGCAUUGCAGUCAGACGUCCUGUGUCCUCGUCUUGUCGUGUCCUGUGUAAAUGCACUGCUCAGAAAAAUAAAGGGAACACUAAAAUAACA